AUGGCUUCCAGAUCAGAAGAGGAUCUCUGCUGUCCCGUCUGCCAUGAUGUCUUCAGAGAUCCUGUCCUUCUGUCAUGUAGCCACAGCUUCUGUAGAGACUGUGUGAAGAGCUGGUGGAAAGACAAAGAAGUAAAAGAGUGUCCACUUUGUAAGAGAAGAUCUUCAAAGUCACAACCACCUUGUAACCUGGUGUUGAAGAACCUGUGUGAGACCUUCUUACAGGAGAGAGAUCAGAGCUCUUCACAUGCUCUCUGCAGUCAGCACUCAGAGAAACUCAGACUCUUCUGUCUGGACCAUCAGCAGCCAGUGUGUCUCGUCUGCAGAGAUUCAGAGAAACACAGCGACCACAGAUUCAGACCCAUCGAUGAAGCUGCACAACAACACAAGAAGCAGCUUCAGGAAACUCUGGAGCCCUUGAAGAAGAAGUUACAGUGUUUUGAACGUGUUAAAGUAGAGUUUGAACUAACAGCAGAACACAUUAAGGUCCAGGCCGGACUCACAGAGACGCAGAUCAAGGAGCAGUUUAAAAAGCUUCAUCAGUUUCUGGAGGAGGAAGAGGAGGCCAGGAUGGCUGCACUGAGGGAGGAAGAGGAGCAGAAGAGUCGGAUGAUGAAGGAGAAGAUUGAGUCUCUGAGCAGAGACAUAACGGCUCUUUCAGACACAAUCAGAACCACAGAGGACGAGCUGAGAGCUGAAGACGUCUCGUUCCUGCUCAACUACAAGGCUGCAGUGGAACGAGUCCAGCAGCGCCCCCUGCUGGAUGAUCCACAGCUGGCCUCAGGAGCUCUGAUAGACAAGGCCAAACAUCUGGGCAACCUGAGCUUCAACAUCUGGAACAAGAUGAAGGACAUGGUCUCCUACAGUCCUGUGGUUCUGGACCCAAACUCUGCUCAUCCAGAACUCGUCCUGUCUGAAGAUCUGACCAGUUUGAGACGAGGAGAGAAACAGAAGCUUCCUGACAAUCCAGAGAGGUUUGAUUAUUACCUCUCAGUCCUGGGAUCUGAGGGUUUUAACUCAGGGACUCACAGCUGGGACGUCCUGGUUAGAGACAGUACUGACUGGGCAAUGGGUGUGUCAGCAGAGCCUCUCCAGAGGAAGGGAGACAAACUGUCUGGAACAUGGGGAAUAUGGUUCCAUGAAGGUAAAUACUCAGCAUCGUCACCAUCAGGAUUAUCUGUUCUCUCUGUGCAGAAGAUCCAGAGGAUCAGAGUGAAACUGGACUGGAACAGAGGAGAACUGUCGUUCUCUGAUCUUGAUACUAACAAACACAUUCACACCUUCACACACACUUUCACUCAGAAGAUGUUUCCAUACUUUAACACUGGAGAUCACUUGAAGCUGUUACCUGUGAAUGUCUCUGUGAUGCUGGAUCAGAUGGCUUCCAGAUCAGAAGAGGAUCUCUGCUGUGCCGUCUGCCAUGAUGUCUUCAGAGAUCCUGUCAUUCUGUCAUGUAGCCACAGCUUCUGUGAAGACUGUGUGAAGAGCUGGUGGAAAGACAAAGAAGUAAAAGAGUGUCCACUUUGUAAGAGAAGAUCUUCAAAGUCAGAACCACCUUGUAACCUGGCGUUAAAGAACCUGUGUGAGACCUUCUUACAGGAGAGAGAUCAGAGCUCUUCACAUGCUCUCUGCAGUCAGCACUCAGAGAAACUCAGACUCUUCUGUCUGGACCAUCAGCAGCCAGUGUGUCUCGUCUGCAGAGAUUCAGAGAAACACAGCGACCACAGAUUCAGACCCAUCGAUGAAGCUGCACAACAACACAAGAAGCAGCUUCAGGAAACUCUGGAGCCCUUGAAGAAGAAGUUACAGUGUUUUGAACGUGUUAAAGUAAAGUUUGAACAAACAGCAGAACACAUUAAGGUCCAGGCCGGACUCACAGAGACGCAGAUCAAGGAGCAGUUUAAAAAGCUUCAUCAGUUUCUGGAGGAGGAAGAGGAGGCCAGGAUGGCUGCACUGAGGGAGGAAGAGGAGCAGAAGAGUCGGAUGAUGAAGGAGAAGAUUGAGUCUCUGAGCAGAGACAUAACGGCUCUUUCAGACACAAUCAGAACCACAGAGGACGAGCUGAGAGCUGAAGACGUCUCGUUCCUGCUCAACUACAAGGCUGCAGUGGAACGAGUCCAGCAGCGCCCCCUGCUGGAUGAUCCACAGCUGGCCUCAGGAGCUCUGAUAGACGAGGCCAAACAUCUGGGCAACCUGAGCUUCAACAUCUGGAACAAGAUGAAGGACAUGGUCUCCUACAGUCCUGUGGUUCUGGACCCAAACUCUGCUCAUCCAGAACUCGUCCUGUCUGAAGAUCUGACCAGUUUGAGACGAGGAGAGAAACAGAAGCUUCCUGACAAUCCAGAGAGGUUUGAUUAUUACCUCUCAGUCCUGGGAUCUGAGGGUUUUAACUCAGGGACUCACAGCUGGGACGUCCUGGUUAGAGACAGUACUGACUGGGCAAUGGGUGUGUCAGAAGAGUCUGUCCAGAGGAAGGGAAACAAACUGUCUGGAACAUGGAUAUGGUUCGAUGAAGGUAAAUACUCAGCAUCGUCACCAUCAGCAUCAUCUGAUCUCUCUGUGCAGAAGAUCCAGAGGAUCAGAGUGAAACUGGACUGGAACAGAGGAGAACUGUCGUUCUCUGAUCUUGAUACUAACAAACACAUUCACACCUUCACACACACUUUCACUCAGAAGAUGUUUCCAUACUUUAACACUGGAGAUCACUUGAAGCUGUUACCUGUGAAUGUCUCUGUGAUGCUGGAUCAG
Hippoglossus stenolepis (Pacific halibut) is the source of this 2745-nucleotide messenger RNA. RefSeq lists its product as uncharacterized. The record is from RefSeq and is a predicted model, not a curated record. NCBI's taxonomy places the organism in Eukaryota, Metazoa, Chordata, Actinopteri, Pleuronectiformes, Pleuronectidae. Gene Ontology annotation, molecular function: zinc ion binding; protein binding.